AUGGCAUUUCCGCUUUAUAUCUUGCCCAAAAGAUUUUUGCCUUUACUGCGCCUUGAUAAACGACUUGAUUUUGCUAGCUAUGUUGAUGAUCAAUUUCAAGCAAGCUAUACACACACCUUUCUUGUACCGCCUUUUCUCAGAAGUGUGCGGGAAAAUCUCAACAAUCACCUAGGCGACAUUUUACCCGCGAUAACUGAAGAGAUGAGCUAUGCUAUUCACAGAGAAUUAAAUUCAUCAGAAGACUGGCAGCCAAUUAUAGCCUUUGAAAAAGUUCUCCGUGUAAUAGGGCUUGUUUCUGGAAGGGUCAAUGUUGGGCUACCCACAAGUCGCACUGAUGAAUGGCUCAAUCUUUACAUUCAGUAUCCCAUUGAGGUAUUUUCAGCACUGUCAGAAAUCUGCAAAUUUCCCAAGAUACUCCGCCCAAUUGCACAGCACAUUAUACCUCAGAUCAGACGAAUUAAGCAGAUUCAAACCAGAGUGUGUGAGAUCCUGGCACCAGAGUAUGAGUCCAGGCGCAGUACACUAAAAGGCGGAAAGGAUAGAGCAAAGAUUGAUACUAUGCUUCAGUGGACAUGGGAGAAUUCAAAGGAAGAAGAACGGACAGACACAUUCCAAAGCCGCAUGCAGAUUGUCUCAGCUGUUCCUACCCUUUAUACUGUUUCUCUAGCAGCGACACAAUGUAUAUUCGACCUAGCAAUGCGGCCUGAGUAUAUUCCAGCUAUCAGAGAUGAGUUUGACUCUGUUUUGGAGAGUUUACAGGGUAACAUCAACAAAGAGGCACUGGGGAAACUGGUAAAGCUGGAUAGCUUUAUGAAGGAGUCUCAGCGUCUAAACCCUCUAUCACUUGCUUCCUUCGAGAGAAAAACAAAGGAGGCAAUCACACUUCCAGAUGGCACAUUCCUUGCCAAAGGCUCACAUGUCGCGGCUCCUGCAUAUUCCAUUGGUCAUGACCAAGAAUUCUUUGAAGACCCUGAGAAUUUUGAUGGUCUCAGGUUUUACCGUCUCCAAGCCACUGAAAAUAAUCGGAGACCCAUGCAUCACUAUGUUUCAGUCAGUGAAACUUCACUUGGCUUUGGGUAUGGUCGGCAUGCUUGUCCAGGUCGAUGGUUUGCUGCAAUAGAAAUCAAGUUAUUCCUAGCUUUCCUGACACAUGAUUAUGACAUUGAGGCUGUUGAAAUAGGUGAUGACCGUCCUAGAAGCACCAUUGAUCAAUUUUUUAUCUACCCAGAUGCCUCGAAGAUGGUGGCUUUGCGACGCAGAAAGUUCUAG
Molecule: messenger RNA, 1269 nt
Organism: Aspergillus ruber CBS 135680
Lineage: Eukaryota; Fungi; Ascomycota; Eurotiomycetes; Eurotiales; Aspergillaceae
Product: cytochrome P450
Exons: 5
Coding region: 1-1269 (422 amino acids)
Molecular function (GO): iron ion binding; heme binding; monooxygenase activity
Source: RefSeq, a predicted model, not a curated record